Messenger RNA from Dendronephthya gigantea, 3214 nucleotides. RefSeq lists its product as uncharacterized. The record is from RefSeq and is a predicted model, not a curated record. The coding region runs from base 62 to 3121 and encodes 1019 amino acids. NCBI's taxonomy places the organism in Eukaryota, Metazoa, Cnidaria, Anthozoa, Malacalcyonacea, Nephtheidae. Gene Ontology annotation, molecular function: RNA binding. The transcript is spliced from 14 exons.
UGCUUGUGGGCUCGUUUCUUCCUCAUGCGUUUAGAAAUUAGAAAAUAGAGAAAAUAGAAAUAUGUCCAAAGGUGAUAGAGUGCCGGAGGAAAUCAAGAGUUUUCUGCGCUCUGUUUUAAUAUCUAGUAAUGGCGUUAAGCAAAGCCGAGUGCAGAAGGACUACCACGAACUGGCUGGCGAGAGAUUGAUGUGGAAAAACUACGGAUUCUCGUCGCUAAACGAGUUUCUAAAAGCAUUACCUGAUGUAUGUAUGUUGCAGUACAGUCCAAAGGAUAAGGAGAAUCGCGUUUACGCCGUCCAAAAGGAAGGCACAUACAUGUCUUCGCAUGCGAAAAAAAAUGCAAAGGUGGCAAGCUCGUCGAUAUCGCCCAUCAAAGAAACGAACUUGGCCGAAAAUGGUCGAAUUGUUCAAAAUGACGGGGAGAAGAUAAGAGUGACAGUAGCAAAUACACCUUUAAACACAUCUUCGGAGAGCGAAAGUAGCGAUCUGCUGCCGAAUAGCGACGGACUCUACCAGGUGUAUGUCGUGAAGUUGCCUGAAAAGUGUACUGAGACUGAACUGAGAAAUUGCUUUCAAAUUUAUGGUAAAGUUGUGGAAUGUCAGGUAGUAAGAAGCUCAAUUGGAAAAAAGAUUGGCUUUAUACGCUACUCAUUGAAAAAUGAGGCACAACUAGCAUUGACAGAGGGCAGGAGGAACCCUCCUAAGAUCUUUGGAGUCACACUUGAGGUUGGAAAAACCAAGAAAAAGUCCAAUGACAAUAUCGAAACAUCUGUGAAUGCUGCAUUGAAUUCAGAGCCAAGUGAGGGAAGCAUAUCAUCAUUUUCAUCAUCUACUCCUUCUUCGCCAAUAAAAAGCAAUGCCCCACCAACUGCUUUACAAGACCAACAGGCCAAAAACAAUCUGCCAACAGCACCGCAUUUUCCAACAUACCGCCCAAUGAACACACAAUCAAAUUCUCCUCAAACAACUGGAAACAGCCAGCCAUAUUUGGCUGAAAAUCCACCACACAAUACACAGACACCCCUUUCUGUACAAUUACCCCCAACACAACUUGCAAACACGGGCAAUAAUGGACCAUGGAUACUAGACCCUAACUCAACAACAAAGACAUUGCUCUCAUUACAACCAGUCUCUGAAACAAAGACAUCAAGUAAAGAGCCAACCAACGCUGUUUCAAAACCACUUGAAAAAGUAGACAAUAGACUGAAUUACAGCCUAGUAAUUUCUGGUUAUGAUAGAAAACUGACUGAGGCCAAUAUAAAGCAGGUGUUUCAGAAUGUUCAUGAUUUGCAACGCAUUAAAUAUCAACCACAUUAUAGCAUAGCCUGGUUUAAAACUAAAGAUGCAUCUUUACAUGCAGUUAAUGAGUUAAAUGGAAAAUAUUGCAAUGGCUGUGUUUUGUUGGUGAAACCUUUAACAAAACAUCCAUCAGAUAUGGAUGAAGCGGAGCCUGUUAAGAUAGUCGAUGAAGAAAAAUUACCUGUAGAGUUUCAGGAUGAAUUUACCAAGAUCUACGACUUCUUUAGCGAAGCAAUAUCAGGUUGCUGUAGGCAAGACUAUCUGCACUGGCUGAACAAUCUACCAUCAAUAUUUGAAGUGAAAAUAAUGGAUCUCAUUGAUCCUUGUACUUUCUGGGUUCACCUUUCGGACGGGACAAACGCAUACCGUGAUUUCAAUGAAUUAACACAUCAGCUUUCGUUGAUCAAACCAUCUUCUGGUUUAAGUUGUUUAAAGAAUAAUGAAUUUGGUGCAGGACAGUUUUCUGAUGAUGGACUAUGGUACAGAUGCUAUUGUCGUGAGGCUUCAACAGAUGGUCGCCUGCUUCAUGUGAUCUAUAUUGAUUAUGGUAACACUGAAUGGUUAGAAAGACAAAGAACCGUGAAGUUGAAUGACUCUUACUUUAAACUUCGACCUCAGGGCAUCCUUGUUAAACUUUCAGGAUUUAGAUUUAAGUCAAGCAACAACAGCGAACUUGACAGCAAAUUGUUAUCAACAGCAAAAAAUCUCCUGAUGUUUAAAUGUUUUCAAGCGAGAAGAGGUUCUGUGGAUUCUUCGAAGCCGUUUCUGUUGGAAAUCGAGCUUUUGCAGUCCAAAGGAGAAUCGGUCCUUUCUGAGCUGGAGUCGUUAUCUGGAGUGGAAACCCGGCAAAAAGAAUCAUCUCCACCCCCUCCGCUUCUGUUAUCUGGCCAACCCCCCGUGCCAACAAUUGUUAAACCGCCAAAGGACACGUUCUCUUCUGUUGACAGCGAAAUUCAUUACGUCUGGAUAACUAAUAUAAAAUCUCCCACAACAUUCAACUUCCAACUGGUGAACAGUUCUUCCAGAGAGGCUAUAAAAAGAAUACAAGAAAUGCUUCUGAAAUGCAAUAUUCAGAAUAAGGUUAAUGUUAAAGAUCCAAAAAUAAGUAACCUCGUUUGCUACCAUAAAAAUGGACUAGAAAGGUCUCGUGUGACCUUCAUAAGCUCCACUGGUACUCCAGGAAAGGUGACAGUACUUCAUGUGGAUACGGGUAAAGUGGCUGUAGUUCCUCUGAUGUCAUUCAUUGCGUUACCACAAGAAGCGAAGGAUAUUCCUUAUCAGGGCAGGCCAGCAAUUUUGUACCGUGUUCCACAGGACCCUCUGGCAAAGUCUGCUAAAGCUUUGGAAUUUAUCAUUCAGCAAGCAACCGAGGUUCUCCAAGCAAUUAUUGUGAAUGAAAAUAAAGAUGGAUCUGUUUACGUAGAGCUGUUUAAUGCAGAAGGGGCGAGUAUCAAUAGAACGCUGAUAGAAAUGGCAAACACCGAACGAGAAUUAUCUAAAGCCACACCACCUUCUGAAGUGUCCAGGCAAACCCGCAAAAUAUCGACUGAGGCACUGCAUAACGGUGACCAGUCGGAUCCCAAAAGUAUGACACCGUCCUUGCAAUGUGAUGGUGGUGAAGCGGUGUUUAGUUCUGGUGCUCCGAUCCAAAGUCAGUCAAUCUCACCGAGCGGCUCCAGUCGGGCACCCCAGAGCCAGUCCCAAGUUUCCUCAAGAAGAGGGGAAUUGGAACGAGGUCACGUGUCCCCUGGUAAUCAAGCAUCUGCCCGAGUAAUGCAAGGAUUGUCCAACCAGCACCACCCAGAGUGCCCCAAGACCUAAACAAGAACCAGUCCAAAAGCAGGCCACACACGUUCGGCCUUCAACGUCGGUUGGUAAUCAAGGCUUUGAGAAAGGCGUAGUCACCACUCCUAA